Messenger RNA from Drosophila virilis, 993 nucleotides. It is a transcript of the gene Hsc20, whose product is annotated as iron-sulfur cluster co-chaperone protein HscB-like protein, mitochondrial. Gene Ontology annotation, biological process: protein complex oligomerization; [2Fe-2S] cluster assembly. Gene Ontology annotation, molecular function: ATPase activator activity; protein-folding chaperone binding. NCBI's taxonomy places the organism in Eukaryota, Metazoa, Arthropoda, Insecta, Diptera, Drosophilidae. The record is from RefSeq and is a predicted model, not a curated record. Gene Ontology annotation, cellular component: mitochondrion.
AAUUGAUAAGAGCUUUGCAUUUUAAUAUUUAUCGCAAAAUGCGGCGCACGUUUGCCAUUUGCCGAACUGGUUUUAGUGGAUUAAGGUAUGCAAAAACGUUCAAAACGCAUGCUGUAACUUAUAGUCUGCCGACAGCGCGUCAUGCGUCAUCGGCCUGCUGGAAUUGCCAAAAGCUGGGCAAGCACAUGAUAUGCGCGGAAUGCGGCUGCCUUCAGGAUGUGGAUAAUAGCACGAACUACUUUACGUUGCUGAAUUUUCCCGUCAAGUUUUCGCUGCAAGCACCGGAACUGACGCAGCGCUUCCGGCAGCUGCAGGCGCAAGUGCAUCCCGAUAAAUAUAGCAACAAGACCGUGCGCGAGCAAACCAACUCCGCGGACUGGAGCUCGCUGGUCAACAAGGCGUACAAAACGUUGUCGGUGCCAUUGGAGCGCGGCCAGUAUAUGCUGCAGCUGGAGGGCGAGCAGAUGCCGCAGGACAAUAGCGCGCUGAACGCCACUUUUCUGAUGGCCAUGAUGGAGCGCAAUGAGGAGGUGGAGGAGGCGGCAGACAGCGAUGCGCUGGACAAGUUAAGUGCACAGUUGAGCCAGGAGCAGGAGGCAAAGGCACAAAAACUGACGGCACAAUUCGAGGCAAACGAUUUGGCGGCGGUUAAACAAACGCUUGUCGAAAUGAAAUAUUUGCAGAGCAUACAGAGCAGCAUUAAAAAGAAACAACAACAGCUGAUGUCCAGCUGAGCAUAAAAUAUGCAAAUCGAUUAGUCGAUCGCUCAAUCGAUAGGCACACAAAACAGGAGCAAGAAGAAGCAGCAGCAAAGCAAAAGGUGGCCACUGGCCACGGCGGGCCUCAAAACUCAACCAGCUGGCAUCACCGGCAAAGACCUUCAUAUUUUACUUUUCUUUUUUUUUUCUAAAACCAACGAUCGAUUCAAGCGAAAAAAUGUAAUGUGAUUAAAGUUGGCAUGUGAUUGCACCUGCCGAUACGGUUGCUGCUUAA